Molecule: messenger RNA, 315 nt
Organism: Emiliania huxleyi CCMP1516
Lineage: Eukaryota; Haptophyta; Isochrysidales; Noelaerhabdaceae
Exons: 2
Coding region: 1-315 (104 amino acids)
Source: RefSeq, a predicted model, not a curated record
AUGCCAAUCUUGCCAAACUCGCCCGACUUGGCCGACGCGCUAGAGACGGCAGUCGUCGCAGCGGCGAGCAUGGCGGAGCCGGUGACGAGGGCGUCGCGGCGGCUGGAGUCGGCGCGCAUCGUGCACGCGGCGCGGGGCGUCGUCACGACCGGGCGGCCGGACGAGAGCGCAAGCCCUCACGCGUUGGCCUGCACAAGCUUUUCCGGCAAACAAAAAGGAAAACAGAGGGUCCCCAGCACUUUGCGUUUCCGGAAAUUUCCAGGGAAAACAGAGGGUGUUUGGUGCUCCAUUCUGGAAACUCGCGAGUUUCCCUGA